This is a messenger RNA of Arabidopsis arenosa, 1283 nucleotides long. Lineage: Eukaryota; Viridiplantae; Streptophyta; Magnoliopsida; Brassicales; Brassicaceae. The record is from the annotation of a GenBank genome assembly.
CCGUGAUAAUUUCCAAGGUAACAACAUUCAUCACCAUGAAGCUCUCAUUCUCUCUCCCUCCCAAAUCCAAAGACAGAGUCAGGCUAAAUUCCGACAGGAAAGACGGCGUCGGAGCAGGAAAUCUCAAGGAGUUCGUCACUGAAUUCGAUCCUUCCGAAACCCUAACCGACUCCAAACCGAAAUACGUUAUACCUCCCAUUGAGGAUCGUCGGAGACCCUACAAGAACAUCGAUCUCCCGCUUCCAUCCGCUUCUGGUCUCCAAUUCGAGGCCGAGAUCUCCUCUGGCGAUGGUCAUGUCUCUGAUAACAUUACGUACGGUCUGAAUCUGCGUCAGAAAGUCGAGGACGAGAAGCCAGAGCCUGUGGAGAAGUUGUUACUGAAAAGCAUGAGGAAAGAUUUGGAGUCACUCCCUGAUGCUCCGGAAUUAGAGGAUUUCGAGAGCUUUCCUGUGGAUGGCUUUGGAGAGGCGUUACUGGCUGGGUACGGGUGGAAACCAGGCCAGGGGAUUGGUCUAAAAGCUAAAGAAGAUGUUAAGAUUGUUGAGUACAAGAAGUGGUCUGGUAAUGAAGGAUUUGGCUUCAAUAUGGUUAAAGCGAAAGAAAGUGGUAAAUCCGUGAAACCGAUAAAGAUUAUAGAUAAUAAACUUGGUUCUGGAAGCCAUGAGGAAGUGAAAGUAGGUAUCAACAAGAUAGAAAAUGUGGAGAAAUAUAGAGUAGUGAGUAAACGUAGUAGAGAAACAGAGGGACAGAGUCGCACUGAAGAUAGAGCCUGUAAGCAGAACUAUAGAGGUCAAACUAGAGAGAAGGCCUCAUGGCUUAGGAGUCAAAUAAGGGUGAGAAUAAUAAGCAAGGAUGUGAGAGGUGGGAGAUUGUAUCUUAAAAAGGCAGUGGUGACCGAUGUUGUUGGUCCAACAAGUUGUGAUAUUGCUAUGGAUGAGACGCAGGAGUUGGUUCAAGGGAUUGAUCAGGAGUUGCUUGAGACUGCAUUGCCCAGGCGAGGUGGGUCUGUGUUGGUUCUGUCUGGUAGACAUAAGGGUGUGUAUGGGAGACUGGUUGAGAAAGAUUUGGAUAAGGAAACUGGUGUGGUUUGCGAUGCAGAUAGCCAGGAGAUGCUUCAUGUUAAACUUGACCAAGUCGCCGAGUACAUUGGUGAUCCUGCUGAUAUUGGGUACUGAGCCAUAUUUAACUCCAAAAAUCAGGUGUCAAGACUACAUUGUUAGCAUUCAAUUGGCUGUGUAGAGUAGACUUUUGAAUCUGCCAAGUUAUAAAAGACCAGACUUUAA